This is a messenger RNA of Anoplophora glabripennis (Asian longhorned beetle), 760 nucleotides long. RefSeq names its product alpha-endosulfine (gene endos). Gene Ontology annotation, molecular function: protein phosphatase inhibitor activity. The transcript is spliced from 2 exons. The record is from RefSeq and is a predicted model, not a curated record. Lineage: Eukaryota; Metazoa; Arthropoda; Insecta; Coleoptera; Cerambycidae. Gene Ontology annotation, cellular component: cytoplasm. Bases 244 to 615 code for a protein of 123 amino acids.
UUGCGUUUUUAUCAACUUUCAUUCCAGUUUCAUUCGAUCAACAAACAUCAUUAAUUUGUUUUGUCGAUUUUUUAAAGAAAUAAAAAAAGCAUCUGUUUUUCUAGAUUCACUCAUCUAUAAUCAAAAACUACGUUUAGAAAAUUAAGAAAGUAAACAGAUACAAGAAACAACACAACCUGUCUCCUACGCUUUAGAAAUUCAUUAUUUUAGGCUAAACCUUAACAUUUUCCAAAACACAGAAACAUGACUGAUCAAGAAUGUGACCAAAUGGAACAGAUGCAGGAAGAACUUUCCCCCCAAGAGUUAGAAAAGCAGGAAGAGGCCAAGUUGAAGGCGAAGUACGCUCUCCCUGGGGCCCCUGGCGCCCCCCCGGGCCGCCUGGCUGGAGGACACUCGGCUUUCUUGCAGAAAAGGUUGGCGAAAGGCCAGAAGUUCUUCGAUUCCGGGGACUACCAAAUGGCCAAACAGAAAAUGGGAGGAAUCAACAAACCGGCAGCUAAAUUACCCGGUCCUACACCUUUUACUGCAACAGGGGAGGCUAUUCCUACCCCAGAGACCAUCCCGGUGAGAAAGACGUCCAUAGUCCAACCUUCGAAGCUAACCUCCACUAGUUAGAGCACUGUCGAUCGUGUCGGUGUGGUUGUUUUAAAGGAUUGUAAGUGGUUGGUUAUUUUUUCAUGGAAUUGUUAAAUUUGCUGUACUAAGUUUAGUUUAAGGUUUUCUAAUGUUAUUGAUAUGUCAAUAAAUUAUUUAAAACAAA